AUGCCAGGCGAUUGUGGAUCGACCUGUCCGGCCUCUGAUGGCUUCUACGCUUAUAGCCCGAGUGUAGGUGGUAACGCCGUGUUACUCACUGUCUUUGCUCUGCUUUCUCUUGCUGCACUAUACUUUGGAAUUCGAUCCAAGACCUACCUCUUCUCCCUCGUACUCACAACCGGACUCUUUCUCGAAGUGCUGGGAUUUAUUGGCCGAAUUCUGCUUCACUCAAAACGGGAUGAUCAGGGUCACUUUUUUCUCGUUAUGUUUGGAACAGUUCUGGGCCCAUCGCUAAUGAGCCUCGCCAUAUUCAUUGUCCUUCCUCACAUCCUUAGCAUAUAUGGAAGGCCAAUUUGUCCCUUUAGACCGCUAGUGGCUGGUCUGAUCUUCUGGGGACUCGCUGCUGUCACUAUUGUAUUCGAGCUUGUCGGCGUCAUUUUCACAGCGUACGAGACGAAGAGCUUUAGCCGAAAGCAGGGAGCAGCCAUCGCUGCCACAGGAUUAGCUAUACAAGCUUUAUCCUUGAUAGCAUGCACUGGGCUGCACUUUUGGUUCACCCUCACCUUAAGUACUCGACGAGGAAGUCUCGAUGCCCGCCAUUCACAAAUUUACUCGUCAUCGCAAUUCAAGAAAUUCCUUAUGGCAAUGGAGAUGGCAUCUGCUCUCCUGAUUGUCUAUUCCUUCUAUCGACUUGUCGAGUUUGCAGAUGGCGUGUCCGGAGAUGUGUUCCAGAACCAAGCUGCCUUUAUGGUUAUUGGAGGAGUGUUGCCCUUCUUGGCCGCAUCUCUCUUGACUGUUAUUCAUCCCGGGGAUGCCUUUGCUGAGGCCUGGGAUCCGACGUCACCUAAAAGUCUUAAACGCCAAAGCCGACCUGAUCCUGUGCAGUCUCCUAGCGGCCACCUUGUCCACCACUUAUACGAUCCCGACAUACGCAAACAAGUCUCACCGACCACCCCAAAACACCAACGGAAUUCCGGCGGACCGCCUGAGCUGCCCGAGGGCUCCAUGGGGCUACCUUCGCAUCCCAAGCCUGCACCAAAACCACCAAGCCCUCGACAACCUAGGGAACCCGGUGCCCCUCGCAAAGGACCACCCCUGCCUUUAAAUCUUUCGGCUGUUCGAGCAUCACGAAAUAGUUACAGAACCGAACAGAGGGGUAUAGUACCUAAGGAUAUGGUACCCGAUGGAGAAUUGUGGUGA
Molecule: messenger RNA, 1191 nt
Organism: Fusarium venenatum
Lineage: Eukaryota; Fungi; Ascomycota; Sordariomycetes; Hypocreales; Nectriaceae
Product: RTA1 like protein-domain-containing protein
Cellular component (GO): fungal-type vacuole; plasma membrane
Source: RefSeq, a predicted model, not a curated record